Messenger RNA from Botrytis fragariae, 606 nucleotides. Its product is annotated as putative cytoplasmic protein required for cell viability protein. The transcript has 2 exons. NCBI's taxonomy places the organism in Eukaryota, Fungi, Ascomycota, Leotiomycetes, Helotiales, Sclerotiniaceae. The coding region runs from base 1 to 606 and encodes 201 amino acids. Gene Ontology annotation, biological process: iron-sulfur cluster assembly. The record is from RefSeq and is a predicted model, not a curated record.
AUGGCAUCGGCAGACAAUGCGAAUCCUACGAUCUUGAACGUGUCCGAAAUAUCACGUCGAAGAGAAAAGCGCAAGGUUCGAGAUUAUUCGGCCAAGAAACAUGGUAUACAGAGCAUAUUGAUGGCAAAACCCAGCUAUGCACUGGAUCCUUUUUAUAUGUCAGAUUUCUCAGAUGAAGACUCAGACGAUUCUGGCUUAGAGCCAAUAGACGAACAGGAAAUCUAUGACUUGAUUGCACCAAUCUCCGACCCCGAGCACCCUCUUUCGUUGGAGUCUCUCGGAGUAGUCAAGCUUGAGGAUGUUCAUCUUGUUUCGCCUCCUGAUCUCACAAACCCAGCAGCACUGUCUCGCGUACUGGUUGAAUUGACGCCAACGGUUUCACAUUGCUCCCUGGCAACUGUUAUUGGACUUGGCGUGCGAGUACGUCUGGAACAAGCUCUUCCGCCAGGAUACCGAGUCGAGGUCAAGAUUAAGAAGGAUACACACAGUCAAGCUGACGAAGUCAACAAACAACUGGCUGACAAGGAGCGUGUUGCGGCUGCCCUCGAGAAUGAUAAUCUCAUGAAUUUGCUAAGGAAGAUGAUGAAAACCUGUCUUGAUGGCUGA